This is a messenger RNA of Lasiodiplodia theobromae, 3876 nucleotides long. Its product is annotated as Nuclear envelope pore membrane protein. Gene Ontology annotation, cellular component: nuclear pore transmembrane ring. The record is from RefSeq and is a predicted model, not a curated record. Gene Ontology annotation, biological process: nuclear pore organization; protein import into nucleus. Lineage: Eukaryota; Fungi; Ascomycota; Dothideomycetes; Botryosphaeriales; Botryosphaeriaceae. Gene Ontology annotation, molecular function: structural constituent of nuclear pore. The coding region runs from base 1 to 3876 and encodes 1291 amino acids. The transcript has 3 exons.
AUGAGCGCGACUCCUCGCAUGCGCUACGGCGCAUUUCCCCAAACGCCCGAUACAGCUCAGAGAGCUCCACGAACCGAUGGCGCUCCCGACGCCAAGCCCAUUCGCGUGCGCGCGCCGCUCACCGACAUCAACAUCAUGAACAAAAACCCGGCCGACGACGGCACCGCUCCUCUCGUGUCUACCGACGUCAUCCCCGCUCCGACACAGCGCCUCUACGCCUUCUUCCUCUACGGUGCCCUUCUGGCAUGGCGGGCUUACGACUUCAUAAAUUUGCACAACGAGGAAGCCGACUCAUUAUGGCUGUUCAUGAAGUGGGUCAUGAUAGACGGGCUCUUCCUGUUCGGCCUGCCCGUGCUGAGAAUACCAUGGCUGGAGUGGUCCACCCCGACCAUGGUCUUUUUGUUUCUUGUGCACGCGUUAGUCGACGGCAUGCUUAUGUUCAGGAUCGGCUUGCCCAUCACGUCGUUCCUGACCGGCCUCUUCAAGCUCGUCUACGACCGCGAAUUGGCUAUCGAGGAACACAACGUUGACCCGUGGACGGUCUUGCACAACGAGUCGCUCAUUCUGGGUAAACAGGUCAUUCAUAUCCUUCCGGAGGGUUCCGCUGUGCUCAACCCGAACCAGGAUUCCUUUUGCCUGGGCGGCUCGACCAAGGAGAUCAAAAUCCCUAUCCAGAUCAACCAGACCACUCCCAUGCUCAUCGAAAUCCUGCGUUUCGACCUGGACAAUGGCGGCAACGAAACCAUUUCGCUGUCGCAUAAACAGGUCAAGAAUCUUGUAAAGGAAGCAAAGAAGGCCAAAAAGACGCAUUUACCCGAGGAGCCUUUGCUGCUGCAUCACAGCGUCAAGAAAGCAGGUUACUACAAGCUCAACAGGGUCAUCGACGAAUCCAAACUCGAGGUUCAGACGCGGGUAUCGGAAGCAAUGGUGGUUUCCUGUCCAGAAGCGCGCAUUAAACCCAGCAGCAAAACUCGCUGCAAGGGUGAAACCGCGGAUAUUGGCAUUGUCGUCACUGGCACUCCCCCGCUCCAGCUCAAGUACCGCAGAAUGGUGGAAGGAAGGGAGCGUGAGGCCCACAGUGAAUUCCUCCAGCCGGAAGAUUACGUUUCGCCGCUUUCUCGCUACCAACUUUACGACGCUGUGGUGCAAAGUGGACAGGUUGACGUUUCCUGGGCUCGCACUCAUUCUAUCGAGCUCUCGCUUAGUGAUGGCCUUUCUCAGUCUGGUCUAUGGUCGUACUACGUGGAUGAGGUUACCGACGCCUUGGGCAAUGCUGUCAAAUACUCGCCCGAAAUCGAAGAAGGAGAAACUCUCAAGCUGGACGAGAAACUGCACCGCAACUUUUACGUCUACGAACGGCCGACGAUCAGCCUACAUGGUUGCGACUCGCAGCAUCCUCUCCGGGUUGCCAAGGGUGAGAAGGUUUCCCUCCCGAUCCGCUUUGCCUCGACGGCUGCGAGCCGGGAGGCUUUGCUGGAGUCACCGCACACGAUCCAGUACAUGUUCACUCCGGAACACGAGCUGUCUUCAGAUGGAGAGCACACCGCCGCAAACAGGACUGAGCGCCAAGUUAUCAAGUCGACAAACCAAAAGAUCCCGAUUUACAAGAGCGGUCUCUACACAAUCAAGUCUGUUUCUACAGACAACUGCGAUGGAGAUGUUGAAGAGCCUGCAUCGUGUCUCCUCCUGAAUCCACCAGAGCCCGAUCUGGACAUCGCCAGUGCUCCGAUCUUCGACAAGUGCGCGAACAGGCCUCUAGGUCUACGGGUGAACCUCGACCUAAUCGGUACCCCGCCUUUCAGGGUCAUGUACUCGAUGCAAAAGAAGGAUGAAAAGAAUAAGCAAACAAUGUACGUGGAUGUCGCAGGACUCAGGGGCCAGGUGGAGAUUAUGCCUCCAGAGGCAGGUCAUUACACGUACGAGUUUACGAGCGUCAGCGACGACGUCUACAAGGGUCACUCACUCAAAAGCAAGAACCUUGUGCUGGAGCAGGAUGUCAAGCCGUCAGCGUCCGCACACUUUGUUUACGCACCAGCCAAGACGGAGGCCUGCAUCGACGAACCUGUUACGUUUGGCGUCAAGAUGCAGGGCGAGGGCCCAUGGACGCUCGAAUAUGAGCUUGUGCACGCACGCAAGAGGACCAAGAGAGAGAUUGUUGGUAUCCAAACCGAAACCUUCACUAUCACUACGGAUCCUCUCGAUCAGGGUGGUGAAUACACCUUGGCGCUCGCAAGUGUUACGGAUGCUGUUGGCUGCAAGGAGUUCUUGAAGGAAGAGGCUAAGAUCAGCGUUCGUCACGAGCGUCCCAAGGGCUACUUUGGCCAGGUCGAAGGCAGGCGUAGCAUACGCACUUUGGAGGGCAAGCGAGUGGCGCUCCCCAUGCGUCUCACCGGAAAGGCGCCGUGGGAAGUCAAGUACAAGAACGCUCAGGAUCCCGACGACCCUGUCCACACGAGCAAGCUCAACAGCGCAAACGACUUCCUUGACGUGGAUGGCAAGGGCCUGUAUGAGCUUCUUGACGUCCGCGAUGCUAUCUGCCCUGGUUCCGUCGACCCUGCUGCGAAGAUAUUCGAAGUCAGCUUGAUUCCCAGACCAACUCUCAGGAUCCCGGAGAGCUCCACGGUCACAUUCGAUGGAGGAAAGUACAUCAGACAGGAAAUUUGCGAAGGCGACCAGGACAGUCUCGAUGUCGCUCUCACCGGCAGUCCCCCAUACACCAUCAAAUACGAGCACCAUGCUCCCGGCUCUGGAUACCAGGUCAAGGCAAUCAACGCGGCGCUUAAUAUCGCCUCCGUUUCAAUGGACACUUCCAGACCGGGUGUCCAUCAAUACAAAUUCACUGAGCUGGCCGACAACAACUACGACCACAGCCCGAGAUCGUUCCAACAGAUCAAGGUGGACCAGUUGGUCAACCCUCGCCCGACCGCCAAAUUUAAGAGCCCCGGCAAAACAUACAGCUACUGCAAUACCGAGGAAGAUGGCGAGGAAGUCAUUCCGAUCGAGUUCACUGGUCUUCCUCCAUUCCACCUGGAAGUCGAUCUCAAGCAUGCAGGCUCCAACAGGGCUGAGACGCUGUCCUUCCCCAAUAUUCCCUCUACAGCGCACAACAUCAGGAUCCCUCACCGCCACCUUCACCUGGGCAUGUCCAGCCUCACAAUUCGCAAGGUGCGCGACGCGCGCGGGUGCCGCAACAAGCCAGCUCUCUCCUCAGCCAGCCGAGAUGCGCCGCGGGUGCAAAUCGCCGUGCACAACGCGCCAUCCAUCGUCCCGCUCGACACUCGCACCGACUUCUGCGUCGGCGACCGCUUGUCGUACGCGCUGUCGGGCGCCGUGCCGUUCUCCGUCUUCUACACGUUCAACGGCGCCACGCUCAAGGCCGUUUCCCAGGGCACCACCUUCCGCCGCCUGGCAGAGAAGCCGGGAGCGUUCGCCAUCACAAGCAUCACGGACAGCGCGAGCCAGUGCCGCGCCAACACGCAUUUGUCCGCCACCAUCCACGAGAUGCCGUCGGUCCGCGUUUCCCGCGGUAAGGAGACGCGCGUGGAUAUCCAUGAGGGCGGCGAGGCGGAGAUUCUGUUCGAGUUUGGAGGCACGCCGCCGUUCGAGUUCACGUACACUCGCUCGACGAACGCUCGCCCUGGGCAGCGGAGUAGGGUGCUCGAGACGAGGACGCUGACGAGCGGCGAGUACAGCAUGCGCAUCAAGGCGAGCGAGGAGGGUACGUAUGAGGUCAUUAGCAUCAGGGAUGCGUGGUGCAGCUUCAGCAAGAAUCCGGACGGAAGUACAGGUGGAUACAUGGAGGACUAUGUCGUGGGCAGCAGCAGUGGACGCAAGGCAGUGAAGGGCGGAAAGGGGCAAAAGAAGUUGGGGUAUUAG